This is a messenger RNA of Rotaria sp. Silwood1, 495 nucleotides long. The record is from the annotation of a GenBank genome assembly. Lineage: Eukaryota; Metazoa; Rotifera; Eurotatoria; Philodinida; Philodinidae.
AUGGUAAGAUAUGUAACAAUGAAACGUAUAACACAAAUUCUUGCGUCGAUUGUAUUCGUCAUUACAGUUGUAUCUAUUUAUUUGGCAUUUGAUUUCGCAAUAAAUAAUGCUAUAUCAAACAAAGCUUCUUCUCGUAAACGUUCUCAUCAUGAACAUGGCCAUCAUGAUGGACAUAAUCAUCAACAUGGUGAUAUUAAAAUAACAAAAAAACGUUCCAUAUUCUCAUCAACAUUAUCUCAUACAAAGAAAUCUAAUCGAACAAUAAAACAUGAUGAUGAAGAUGAACAUUAUAAUAUUAAUAAUGAACGUCGUAUAGGUACUGUGAAACAAAAAAUAGUAUCACCUCUACGUCAUGGUAAAGCUGGUCAUUUUCAUAAAGGUAAAACAGGUAUUAAAGUGAACAAACCACGACAAAUUAUUAAAGAACAACGGAAACGUUUAUCAACAACAACGUUACCAGAUCAACAUAAAUAUAAAAAUAAUCUCGAUCAUUAA